Messenger RNA from Parasteatoda tepidariorum (common house spider), 2609 nucleotides. Its product is annotated as aldehyde dehydrogenase family 16 member A1. NCBI's taxonomy places the organism in Eukaryota, Metazoa, Arthropoda, Arachnida, Araneae, Theridiidae. The record is from RefSeq and is a predicted model, not a curated record. Gene Ontology annotation, molecular function: oxidoreductase activity, acting on the aldehyde or oxo group of donors, NAD or NADP as acceptor.
ACAUAGUGAGGGAGAUUUCUGUAUCCUGAUCUGCGGCAGAAUAAUCUUGGCCUCGAGAAACUAAGAAAAACAUCACAGAAAGGGACCAUCUCGAAAUGUAUAGCCACCCCCGGUCAAACAUUUACAUAUUUUUUUUAAAAAAUUUGCAAGUUUAAAAUCUAUUUGGCACCUUGCCGAUUGUAGUUGGCGCAAACGAUCACGAUACGGAAAUAUUCCCGUUCGAGGGAGGUUAUCGCCUAUUAAUAUGUAUAUUCUGAUGUAUAUUUCAAACGUUUAAGUUACAAAAAAAUGAAUAAUGAAAACGUUUCUACAUCCUAUUUACCGUACAAGGGUUCAUUAAUCAAGUAAUGUUUAAUUUCGGAGGGGGGUUUGUCCCCCAAACCCUCCUCUAAACUAUGCCUCUGUAUAAUAGGCUUUAAAAUAUAUAAAUACAUGUAAUACUCAGAUACAUGACUAGAGAUAAUCGGUCUAAGAAUACUAAAAUCUCUCUCAGAUUACCGAAAAACAUUAAUAGUCUCCUAUACAGAUCCACAAUUGAUCAAUGGCUUGAAACAUGUGGCUGUAUUACUGGAUUUGUUGAUGGAAAAUGGAUGCCCCUUGCAAGUUCUGAAGAAGAAACUGUUGACAUAGAAAUCACAAAAGGACUUUCAGCUACGGUAAAAUGGGCUUCAUCUGAUGAAUUAGAAGCAGUUGUUGAAAAUUCCCAGGAAGGAUUCAAGAGAUGGAGACAAUAUGAGGCAGGAACCAAGUCUAAAGUACUUUAUAGAGUAUCUGAAUACAUUGAACAGCAAAGUAAACUGCUAAAUGCCAUUGACAGUUUGACUAAAUAUGGACGUUUAAGAGAAAAAUAUAAUGUGCCAUAUCUCAUUGACUCUUUUAAUUAUUAUGCUGCAUUAGUUGGUGAUAAAGAUCUUUCUGAAGAAUGGAAACCAACUGGUGUUGUUUGUAUUAUAUGCGAUAAUGAUACUUUGGUGUCAAGUCUUUGGGUAUUAAGUGCUGUCCUUGCUUCGGGGAAUGCAGCGAUAUGUUUAGUGGACUGCAAAGAAAAUUUAAGUGCUUUUUUAUUAGCUCAACUAUGUGAUUCUGCAGGAUUGCCUGCAGGAGCUUUUAAUGUGAUUUCUUGCAAAGUUUCAUCAUUGUCAAGUUUUCCCAAUGUAGAUAAAAUUAUUUUAAAACACAAAACGUUUCUCUCUGGAUCCAUAAGUAAAAAUAUUCCUUGUGAAAUCAUUCCCAACCAAUGGCCAUCUGUAAUUAUAUACGAAAGUGCCGAUCUUGAUGCAGCCAUAUCAAAUAUACUAGAAAUUAUACAAAUUUUCGAUGUGAAGGAACCAUGGCCCAUUUGUAAAAUCUAUCUUCAAGAAUCAAUUCAGAAAAAAUUUGUUAAACUAUUAACACUGAAAGUAUGUGGCUCAUUUGGUGACCAUAUAGACUGUAGACCACCAUUUUACAUUAUGAGCAGUGAAGCAACGGUUGCACAGGUGCAAAAUUUACUGUUGGGGUAUACUGCAGAUGAAUUAUUUAGUGUUAGUAAAUGUAAUAUAACUGAAGAAGGAGACCAAUAUGUCCCAGCUGCCAUAAUGAAUUUCAAUUCUGGUCUUAAGGACCAAAAUGUACGAUGUGGCCCAGGAGUGUAUAUUGAACAGUUUCGCACUGUUAAAGAAUCCAUUGCUAUGUUCAAUCAAAAUAAGAAACAUUCAAAUGUUAGCAUCUGGUGUGAGGAAAUGUUCCUAUCCCUAGAAGCAGCUAGUAAAUUGAAAUCGAGGACUGUUUGGGUUAAUUGUCAAAAUAUAUAUUCACCCUCCAUUUCAAAUGGUUCUCUUUAUUUAAGCGGAAAUUCAAAUAUUGGAGGCAAAGAAGGAGUUUUCAGUCAUCUCUUGUGUUUAGAGAAAGAUGAAAAUGGCUCCAAAAAUAUUGAUUCUAAUAAAAUUCAAUCUUAUGGCUCUGAAGCUCCAAGUUCAAGUAUUAUUCCAUUAAAAAAUAAUGACGGGAAAAAAACUCAAAAGUAUUGCAAGCUUUUCAUUGGAGGAUCAUUUGUGAAUUCUAAUGACGAAACAUUUCUACAGGCUUUUGAUGUGAAUAAUGAACCAUAUGCUUAUGUUGCUUCUGCAAAUAAAUCUGACAUUGAUAAGGCAGUUUCCAGUGCAAUUUCUUCUCAACCAAAGUGGGAGUGUACAUAUAAAAUGAAGCGUGCUGCUGUUCUUCGUAAAGCUUCAGAAAUUCUAAAUAAAAAGAAAGAAGAGUUUAUAUCAGAAUUGUGUACAAUUACUGGCAAAACCAAAGAAUUUUGUUUCUUAGAAGUUGAGCAAGCUGUUACUGUAUUACUUUAUUGGGCAAAUCACAUUGCUCAAUUUGAAGGUCGAAUUGUGGAAACAAAAUUAUAUGGUAAAGUGUUUCAAGAGAAUCAUCCUUUGGGCAUUAUUGGAAUUCAGUGUCCAGACAAAGAGCCAUUACUUUCUUUUUUAUUUUUGAUCACCCCAGCCAUUAUCUUUGGAAAUUCUGUUGUUGCCAUAUCAAGUGAAAGAUAUCCUACUUGUGCCUUCAAGAUGUGUGAAGUAAGAGCACUUAAAUGUCUUUUUUUUAAAUUUUUUAUCUAGUAGCUAGAAAUCAAU